Molecule: messenger RNA, 510 nt
Organism: Ilyonectria robusta
Lineage: Eukaryota; Fungi; Ascomycota; Sordariomycetes; Hypocreales; Nectriaceae
Exons: 3
Coding region: 1-510 (169 amino acids)
Source: RefSeq, a predicted model, not a curated record
AUGGAGCAACAGGCUGUGCUAAGCCUUCUCCUCCCGGUGGACGAAGAGGUGGGAGAACUCGGAGCACUCAAGCUCGAUAGAUUUGCUGCUGACGACAGCCGAGUCGCUGAGGAGAUGCAGUCGGUCGAGGAGAUGUUUCGACCGCAGCUUAAUGAAGCUCAGAGCACGAUGAUGAAGACGUGGCUGGGAGGGGUCCUCCCUUUCCCAGACCAGACUCCAGUAAACCAUGGGGUCAGCGGUGCCAUCAACAUGAGAAACAUAGAGGGGAAACGCAGAAAGGGCCCCUUGACUUGGGCUAGGAUGAGCACUCCUCAGUGGUGGAUCGGCCGCGAAGCCGGAAUAGCUGCUGUUCUAUUCGUGAACAUGCGUCCUCCGAAUGGCGAGCCUGUCAAGAGGAUGUAUGAUGACUUGGAACGUGCCCUGUACGGAGACUCGCCUAAAACCAAUAAAGUCCUCACGGUGAUGACUGGCGAUGUAGGGGCUACCAUCGAGGAAACGGGAUUGUCGUGA